Messenger RNA from Agrilus planipennis (emerald ash borer), 1673 nucleotides. RefSeq names its product heterogeneous nuclear ribonucleoprotein C. Gene Ontology annotation, cellular component: nucleus. The transcript is spliced from 11 exons. Lineage: Eukaryota; Metazoa; Arthropoda; Insecta; Coleoptera; Buprestidae. Bases 269 to 1486 code for a protein of 405 amino acids. The record is from RefSeq and is a predicted model, not a curated record. Gene Ontology annotation, molecular function: RNA binding.
AGCGUUCGAUGUAUAACAGUUUUUAGUUCAGUAGACAGUACGGGAACGCGUUAGCAAUAAUAUGAAAUUCUUGAAUUGCUGAUCGAAUUUUUGUUGGCGCUAAAUUGAACGUUAUCGCAUUUUUUUUCGAUACGUGUGUUUUGAUCAGUGCCGUGGUUGGUAUUUGUUAUUCUUUUGUUACAUUGCCACACUCUUCGUUUGUUCGCUUGCUAUUUUGGGUGGUGAACCUAACUUUUUAUUUACGGAAGAGAAGCUGAAAACUAUAUGAAUGGAUGUACAGGAAAUUAAAAAAGUUGUUGCCAAUUCUCCAAAAUCGAAGACCAGCCAAAAACAAACAUCAAAAAUGAAAAUGAGCAAAGUGGGAAAUCAGACGAACUCUCAGGAUCCUCAAGCAGUUAACUCGAGAGUUUUUGUUGGUAACCUUAACACAUUCCAGUGCUCGAAAACCGACGUAGAAAGAAUGUUUCAGCGUUACGGACGUUUGGCUGGUAUAUCUAUGCACAAAGGUUACGCAUUCGUGCAAUUCACAAACCCCUUUGAUGCAAGAAGUGCUUGUUUAGGUGAAGACGGCAGGACCGUACUCAGUCAGAUUUUGGAUGUUAAUAUGGUGGCAGAACCAAAACCACACCAAACUGGAAGGAAACGACAGAAUAUGACAAAAACAGGCAACGAUUGGGACUACUACUAUGACAGUUAUUACGCAUCAUCCCCGUUUCCUAUUGGUCCACCACGUGUUGUUCCUCCUAUGAAAAGGCCGCGUUUGAUGUCAACUGGAAGGAAUAAGAGCAAAGAAUCGAAGAAAAGUUUCACCCUGCCUCCUUUAGAUCAACUCAAAACAUAUAGCAAUCCGGACAUAUUAAUUUGCGGUAACUGCAGAGAAAUGUUCACGGAACUUCAGGAACUCCUGGAACACAAGAAAACUUACUGCAAAUUACGCUUCACUUGCAAGUGCGACGCGUAUAAUGGCGACAAAAGGAUGAACGGUGAUGAUCAAUCGUCAGCGUCACUGUUAUGUGUCCAGUGUAAGGACUCCUUCCAGAAUUCAUGGGAUCUUAUGGUCCACGCCCAAGCAGCACACAUGCUUAACAUAUACGAAUUAGGGGUGCCAAAUAUGAACAACUGUAAUUCCCCGCCGCCUUCGCCUGACACUGGCAACGAUAAGGACAAUAAAGGUCACGAGCACGCAGAUACAGACGAUGCUGAUUGUCACAAUGGUGACCAAGAUUUUUUAAGUGAAAAUGGCAGGGAUGACCAUAUGAAUUCGCCCGACUCCAUGAGCAGUUCUCGCAACGAAAAAGAAAUCGAAGACAUAAUCAAGGUGGAUCCAUCCACAGAAAAUUGUAUAAAACACGCCCUGAGUAUUUUGAGCACCCCCACAUCUCAUCCAGGAUCUUCCCCACCUACCCUCGCGGCCACUGCACCGACAAGUGAAGAUUGGAAAAAUCAUACAAGUCUUUCCCCAAAAUGUGGAAACGCACCAGCGUAAAUUGACUUCAAUCUGCCCCCUUAAUCUAGUCAUAUUGCUAUUCAAAUCAUAUUUGUAUUAUUUUCUGUAAGUUAUAAAAAAGGACGUUUUAUCAAUACGAUAUUUGUAUAAAGAAAAUGUAGUUUAAUCGGCCUUGGCUGUAAUUUAAAUGUUUCCUCGGGUGUCACAAUAAAGCAUUUUAAACAUU